This is a messenger RNA of Humulus lupulus (European hop), 1132 nucleotides long. Its product is annotated as patatin-like protein 2. Lineage: Eukaryota; Viridiplantae; Streptophyta; Magnoliopsida; Rosales; Cannabaceae. Gene Ontology annotation, biological process: lipid metabolic process. The transcript is spliced from 6 exons. Bases 29 to 1132 code for a protein of 367 amino acids. Gene Ontology annotation, molecular function: monoacylglycerol lipase activity; glycerophospholipase activity. The record is from RefSeq and is a predicted model, not a curated record.
AUUAUGUGUUACAAAAAUAUAUAUAUCCAUGCAGAGACUAGAUGGCGAGGAAGCAAGAAUUGCAGAUUACUUUGAUGUGAUCGCUGGAACUAGCACAGGUGGGCUCGUUACAGCCAUGCUUACUGCUCCAGACGAAAACAAUCGACCAUUAUUUGCUGCCAAGGAUAUCAUCAAGUUCUACCUUGAACACGGUCCUAAAAUUUUCCCUCAAGAAAGCGUGCCAGUACUUGGUGGUGCGUUGGAGACAAUUAGAGCUAUAACAGGUCCAAAAUAUGAUGGCAAGUAUUUGCGUAACUUACUAAAGGAAAUACUAGGAGAUCUGCGAUUGCACCAGACAUUGACUAACGUUGUUAUCCCAACCUUUGACAUAAAGCGCCUCCAACCCACUAUCUUCUCUAGCUAUGAGGUGAAAAAGAAUCCCAGCCAAGAUGCCUUGCUCUCUGAUAUAUGCACCGGAACUUCAGCUGCCCCGACCUAUCUUCCGGCCCACAGUUUUGAAACCACACAUUCAAACGGCCAAGUUAGAAAGUUUAAUCUCAUCGAUGGUUGUGUCGUUGCAAACAAUCCGGCUUUGGUGGCCAUAAAUGAAGUGUCAAAAGAAAUCCAACAAGGAAAUCGAGACUUCUUUCCGAUCAAGCCUACGGAGUACGGCCGAUUUUUGGUUGUGUCGUUAGGAACUGGUACGCCAAAACCUGAUGAGAAGUACAACGCAAUUGAAGCAGCUAAGUGGGGUGUUGUGGGAUGGCUGACCAGCCACCAUUCCACUCCUUUGGUCGACAUUUUCACUCAAGCAAGUAGUGAUUUGGUCGAUUUUUUCCUCUCCACUGUAUUUCAGGCUCUUCAAUCUGACAAAAACUAUCUUCGAAUCCAAGAUGAUACACUAGGUGAAAAGGUAUCUUCUGUGGAUAUUGCUACCAAAGAAAACCUGAAUGAACUUGUGAAAGUUGGAGAGGCUUUGUUGAAGAAACCGGUUGCCAUGGUAAAUUUGGAGACUGGUUCUUUUGAGCCUUCUCAUAAUGAUGUGACAAAUGAAGAGGCUAUCAGAAGGGUUGCCGGAAUACUUUCCCGGGAGAGAAAGGCUCGUGAGGCUAGAUCACCAAUUGCAAAAGCCGCGACUCCAAGUUCGAAAUAA